Molecule: messenger RNA, 426 nt
Organism: Melopsittacus undulatus (budgerigar)
Lineage: Eukaryota; Metazoa; Chordata; Aves; Psittaciformes; Psittaculidae
Product: claw keratin-like
Exons: 2
Coding region: 46-426 (126 amino acids)
Cellular component (GO): intermediate filament
Molecular function (GO): structural constituent of cytoskeleton
Source: RefSeq, a predicted model, not a curated record
CUCUUGAUUCCUCUGUUCAAGUCGGACUCUGCGCCUGCCUGAAAGAUGUCCUGCUCCAGCCUGUGCGUCCCUUCCUGUGGGGUGGCCGCCCCAUGCCCAGUGGCUGACACCACCAACGAGCCCUGUGUGCGUCAGUGCCAGAGCUCCUCGGUGGUGAUCCAGCCCCCAGCCACGGUGGUCACCUUCCCUGGACCCAUCCUCAGCUCCUUCCCACAGCACAGUGCUGUGGGCUCAGCUGGAGUCCCUGCCAUUGCUGGGGGCUACGGAGGCAGUUAUGGAGGCCAUGGUGGUUAUGGAGGCCUUGGUGGCUAUGGAGGCCUUGGUGGCUAUGGAGGCUUUGGCGGCUAUGGAGGCUUUGGAGGCUGCGGAUAUGGAGGCUGGCGCCGAGGCCGCUCGUACCUCAGUGGCAGCUGUGGGACCUGCUAA